Messenger RNA from Gorilla gorilla gorilla (western lowland gorilla), 1431 nucleotides. Its product is annotated as cytotoxic and regulatory T cell molecule. Gene Ontology annotation, molecular function: signaling receptor binding. The transcript has 5 exons. The record is from RefSeq and is a predicted model, not a curated record. Gene Ontology annotation, cellular component: plasma membrane. Gene Ontology annotation, biological process: positive regulation of natural killer cell mediated cytotoxicity directed against tumor cell target; detection of tumor cell; cell recognition. NCBI's taxonomy places the organism in Eukaryota, Metazoa, Chordata, Mammalia, Primates, Hominidae. The coding region runs from base 82 to 666 and encodes 194 amino acids.
ACAGUUCUGGGGUUUCUGCACAACCUCUACAAGCAGGUAGCCGCUAAAUAUAUUAUUCUCCAGUCUCUUUUACUGAGCACAAUGUGGGUAAAACUGCUCUCUAUAGUAGCAGAAUUUUGUUUUUCCCCUUUCCUAGUUACUGAUGAAGAGACAGCUUCAGAUGCUCUGGAGAGAAACUCUCUAUCCUCUCAAGACCCACAGCAGCCCACCAGUACUGUCUCAGUAACGGAAGAUUCUAGUACAUCGGAGAUUGACAAGGAAGAGAAAGAACAAACCACUCAAGAUCCUGACUUGACCACCGAAGCAAAUCCUCAGUAUUUAGGAUUGGCAAGGAAGAAAAGUGGCAUCCUGCUGCUCACGCUAGUGUCCUUCCUCAUUUUCAUACUCUUCAUCAUAGUCCAGCUCUUCAUCAUGAAGCUGAGGAAAGCACAUGUGAUAUGGAAGAAAGAAAAUGAAGUUUCAGAACACACACUAGAAAGUUACAGAUCAAGGUCAAAUAAUGAAGAAACAUCAUCUCAAGAGAAAAAUGGCCAAUCUUCCCACCCUAUGCGUUGCAUGAACUACAUCACAAAGUUGUACUCAGAAGCAAAAACAAAGAGGAAGGAAAAUGUACAACAUUCAAAAUUAGAAGAAAAGCACAUCCAAGUACCAGAGAGUAUUGUGUAGUGCUCUCUGCAAUGGAACAUGUGAUUUCAGGGUUGCUGCAGUGUCACCUCAGUGGACCAGCCUGGGGGAAGGAGCUUAAUUGCUGAGACAUUAAUAAUGACCUCUUAGUGCAAUGCAAGAUGGUGUCCUUGGAUAAUGAUCUGCCCCGGAGCUAGGGCAGCAACAUGAGGACCAAACCAUGCACAUAAAGCUUGUAGUUUAAAAAAGAAAAGCAAAAAAAUAAUUAUGCCUGACACUACUUCAGAGCAGGAGGAUUCUACGAAGCCUUGGGGAUCAGGGUCAGUGUGAGCAGCUAACAUCCUACCCCAAAUGGAACAGGAUUUUUUGAUGCUUUGCUCUAAUGGAACUGCUUUAAAAAAUUUUUUUUUUCUUUUUAAUAUUUUCUUCUGGUCACAAAAUAAAGAAAUUUAGGAUGCAAAGUACCUAAAGAUCUCUGAUCUUAAGAAGUUACUUCUGGCCGGGCGCGGUGGCUCAUGCCUGUAAUCCUAGCACUUUGGGAGGCUGAGGUAGGCAGAUCACUUGAGGUCAGGAGUUCGAGACCAGCCUGGCCAACAUAGUGAAACCCCCGUCUCUACUAAAAAUGCAAAAAUUAGCCAGGCGUAGUGGUGCGCACCUGUAGUCUCAGAUACUUGGGAGGCUGAGUGUGGAGAAUCGCUUGAACCUGGGAGAUGGAGAUUGCAGUGAGUCAAGAUCUCACCACUGCACUCCAGCCUGGGCGACAGAGGGAGACUCUGUCUCAAAAAAAAAAAAAAAAAAAAAAAAGAA